This is a messenger RNA of Leptidea sinapis, 10757 nucleotides long. It is a transcript of the gene stac, whose product is annotated as protein unc-13 homolog 4B. Bases 233 to 4561 code for a protein of 1442 amino acids. The record is from RefSeq and is a predicted model, not a curated record. The transcript has 18 exons. Lineage: Eukaryota; Metazoa; Arthropoda; Insecta; Lepidoptera; Pieridae.
UUCGGCGACUGUUAUCGCGAUAUAAGUGCAGUUAUGAUGUGUAAAAUAAAGUUCAAUAUAUAAAAUGUGAACCGAAAUUGAUUCCUUUUAAUGUGAUGCACACUGCACUGCAAAAGGAUUGACAAUGAUCCUCAACAACCUGGUCAAUGAUGCAGUCUUAAUUUUUCUCGAAAGAGGGCGCUGAUCCAGCCCUUUCAAUACAGAAGCGGAUUUAGUAGAUAAUAUUAUCAAAAUGCAAGAACUAGGAUCUGUAAUGCGGGCAAUGGAACUGCAGCGUUUAAUCGAAGACAAAGUGUCAGAAUGGCGGGAGAGGUCGGCCUGGGUCGCGGGCGUCAGCGUGCUUGAGUCUUAUCAGCAACCACUCAACUUCAAACGACACACUAACAGACGCAAAAACAGUGCUGAAAUAAACAGAAUUAUCGCAAAGUACUCGAAACCCAAAAGGACAGAGGAGCGUCAUUCUGUGUUAGCGAAGUGUAGCGAAGAGCCGCCCACUCGUCCAGUUAGACAGAAAAAGCUGCGCAAGAAGUUCUCUCAGAGUGAAGAUAAUCUUGUUACGGUUGGAGCCAUGGAACCACCAGAUCCUAAACUACAAAUCACACCGCGCACUUCGAAGUACAACGCGAAGAGCUGCGAGGACAUAACAGCGUUCAUUGACAUUGGUAAUAAAAGGAAGAGCGAAAACUUUGAAGAGAGCAGUAUUCUCACCGCUCAACCCAUAACUAGAAGAAGACCAAAGCUUCAUAGCAUAGAUGAAAAUAUUUUAUACGCAUCAGAAUUUGACAGUGGUGUAGAUUUUAGAAUUCGAACAAAUUUUGCUACUUCUACGCCUUUGUCGAGCAGAAAGACUUGCCCCUCUGGUGAUUCUUUGUCAGUGAUUGACUUCGAGAAAAGUGUAGCUAAUGUGAGUGAUAGUGUAUUAAAAAAGGGAAGUUCAGAGCCUGAUAUAACAGCUAGGAACUCGGUGAGUUCAGAGAAAACAUUGGACGCGAGAAAGAAAUGGAAAAUCUUGAUGCCCAUAAAGCCGCCUUUUCGCAAAGGCACUUUCGAUUGCCUACUGCGUUGGCGCGGAAAAAAGGCAACUUCUCAUCAAAAACAAAUACAAGAGGUGGACGAUAGCUUUUUUGAAAAAUUUGGAUCAAUUUUGAAACAAGUAUCGCAAAAGGCAGCUUUGGAGGAGUCCACUCCUUUGGCCCCGCUGAAGGAAGUGGAAGAGCAGGAUGCAGACCAAAAAGAAGUAGCAGAUGUUGGCGACUGCAGAAGUAUUGCCAGGGAUUCAGACAGUGGAAAUGAGACUCUUCUUGAUACUGAUUCAGAACCAGAGGAUCCAGAGAAGUUGGACUUUUAUGUUGAAGCAGUUGGUUGGAAUGUCGAUGAACUCUACUUGGAAGUAUUGUAUGAAAUUCUGCACAAUGUCGGCGGAUGUGACGUAGGCUGUGAAGUUGGACAGCAAGUAAUGCUGUCCUAUGUCCAGGAGGCUUUCAAGAUCUCAAACGAGAAGCACACAGAGCUUCUAACGCAAGCAGAGGCCAAAGAACCACCGGAACUGAUGUUGAAUGUGGAGGUUAUAGAAGGAAAAGAUUUGGUGCCCAAAGAUCCAAAUGGACUAAGCGAUCCUUUUGUUACAAUAUACUUAACUUCAAACACAUCUCAUAGAUAUAACACAUCUGUUAAAUCCAGUACGCUGAACCCUGUAUGGGAAGAGCAUUUUUCAUUACCAAUGACGGGCACUCUGCAAGAGGAUUCACUGGUUUUAGAAGUAUGGGAUUUUGAUCCUGCGGAAACCGUCAAGGAGAAAAUGACAAAGAUAUUUGAAGUAAAAGGCGUCAAAGGCCUCAGGAAACUGAUGAAAGAGAUAGCAAUAACUGCUUCGACAGGCAAACACGAUAAUGAACUUAUUGGAACCUCUAACAUACCACUCAAAUCAAUACCUGCGGGAGGAAUGAUAAUGUGGUUGAACUUGAGCAAAAAGAGCAAAUUGCGUCGUCAAGGCGUUGUCAAAGUUCGGUUCAACUUCUCUUCUGAGAAGAACUCACAAGUUGCAUCUCAAGAACACAGGCAUCUACUUAGGAUACUGUUACUCCACGAACUCGAAUCUUCAAAGGUGGCGCCAUUUUGGUGGUGUGGUAACUUCAGCGCGCCAGCUGAGGGCAUAUUGACGCAGCACGCGGCGCAGAGCGGCCUGUCACUCACCGACAACUUGCUGGCACAGUGGUCGGUGUUCUGUGCCGUCACGCCUGACCAUCCGCUGAGCUUCGUUCUCUUCAAUAACCUCUUGGACAAACUAACCAAACCCUUACAAUCAGGUCUUAUAAAUGAAGAGGACGUCAAGUUAUUCUGGGAUGGUGCAAAGAAACUUCUUCCGACAUGCUACAGCCAUGUUCGUAAACUUAGAAAGAAGACAGCCGGGGACAAAUCGGUCAUGAAAACCCUGCGCGAAGUGCUGAAGAUACUAUUCAAGCUAUCUGCAUUAGACGUUCCAGAGACGAUAGACUUAUUUCCGGCAAACCUCUAUGGCUGGCUGAGAGAUAAUGACGACGGGAGUAAAUUGUCCAUACAAGAAGUAUUAAACCAGGCUGCUAUACAGGGUGCGGCUGAUUGGUUCGUGCAUAUAUUAGACAAUAACGAAUGCAAGGAUAAAACGGAAGAUUCUAGACUGCAGCACUUGAUACGCGUCAUUCAGUUGGUGCGAUCGGACUUGCAGCGCGCCAUUGAAUACUUUGACAGAGUAUUUAUUGAAGUUAUGAGUUUUCCAUACUCAAAAAUACUGUAUGGAGUUUACGAAAGUAAAAUUGCGUCAUUAGUUGAGCCAGAGGUGUUGCAAGUUUGUAAAAGCAUGAAGCGAUUAAGAUACAGUGAAGGAUCGACUAAUAGUGUGUAUUUAGCUGGUGGGCUCAAUGGAGAGACUGGCUUGGGGACUCCGGAUGUGGGAUCGGAACCAUUGGCGAUGGGAACUACGCUGUUUGAGUUGUAUUUAGCACUGCAGCGAUAUCUUACCUUAGGCCAAGGCUUGAACGAAACAGAGUGGAACUCAUAUGCGAUAGCUAAAUUCCAUUCGUGGUUCUUUGGCGGAGUGGCACAAUGGCUCGACAUAGCGGCAUUUAAAGCACUCACUCGUAUAGAAAAGGCCGUGGAACUCGACAAUCUGGUGCCAGUUGAUGGUAACGUCAAGUACAGUAGCUCUGGCGUGGACACCCUGGCUAUUUUCUAUCAGAUCAAGAUAUUCUGGCAACAGUUGGCCUGGCCUGAUAUCGAAGGGUGCUACACUUUUGUUGCGAAAAUUAUUGAUGAUAUUUGCCGAUGCUGCGUAUUUUACUCAGACAAGAUGGCGGCUAGGGUAGAAAGCGUGGGUAAAGUGACCACAGUGUACGAAGAAAGGUUCGAAGUUACAACUGAAUGGUGUGUUGCCAUCAACAAUAUAGACUAUGUGCGACAGAGUUUACAACCCUUUGUGGAGGAGUUGGGAAUGGAAGAGAUUAUACAGAAAAUGUGCGAAGCCAGAUCACCCCUCGAGGCGCAGAGGUGUAAGGACACUCUUCAGAACGUGAUAGCGAAUGCAAUUGAUACUGUGAGAAACAAAAUCGUAGAUCUUCUCGAGGUUAUGAUUAGAAAGAUGAUGCCGUCCAUCACUCGUUUUCUAAUGGAAGGAGCAGAGUUACUGCAUCAGGACUGCUCUAGUAUGGACCGCGUCAUGCGAUACUUAGAGGCCAAUCUGGACACACUAUACCAACACUUGAACAAUGAAAACUUUUCUAGAACCCUCGAUAUUGUCUGGGAGCAGCUUGGCGAAGUCCUCUACGAACUGAUUCAAGCUAAUCUCGAGAAACGGCGACCGCCAGCGUUUUUCUCGAACCUUCACGAAUGUCUCAAAAUAAUGGUGCGAUCGUUCCGACAAGAUAACAAGGAGAUUUAUACAUCUGAUACACUAAAAAGGGUGGAGUACUUACUGAAGCUUCACGGUAUGGAGACCCGGGAACUGAUACACCAGUACCAUUUGGAGAGAUGGCAAGAACAACAGGCGGUCUCUGAGCCCAAAAUGGGCAUGUUGACUGUACGAGCACAGUUCAUUGAUAACAUUCUCAAGAUUGAAAUCAUGAACGCUAGAAAUUUGGUGGCUACGGAUUCUAACGGCCUUUGCGAUUCGUAUGUUCGCGUCGCUUUACUGCCGGAGGACUCAUUUGUAAAUGUUGAGAAACCUAAGACCCAAACGCACAGCAAGAAUCUCUUCCCACUCUACGACGAAAUGUUUCUCAUCCCACUCACACCCGAACAGCGCAGAAUACCGGACGCGCUACUGCACUUCGUCAUCAAGGACAAGGAUAUGUUCAGCGUGAGCAACACGUUCGUCGGAGAGGCCUAUGUGAACUUCAGCGAGGUUCCCGAAACGCCGGCGCCUAUUGGCAGCUUGGCGCAAAUGCAUUUACCGUUAACCAAGCCUAGUAAUAUAGAUGGAGAUGCUGUAAAGGCUCUGGAGUCCCGCCAAGGUGACAAGCAGGCUCGAGACUUCAUCAAGAAGCAAAGACAAAAGAUGCCUAGCAAACAGUUCUUCUCAUUAGGAUAAAAUAUUGUAUGUAAUCUGUUCAACUAAGACUGUUGUAUUAGUAACUAGAGUAUAGGCCGGGAGGGAACGAAUACAGAUACAGAAUACACUACUCUAAUUAAUAUAUGUAUGAUUAAUUAUAUAUUUAUCUAAAGUAAUCCUACAUAAUGAUUUCAAAAUCGUUAUUUAAGGAGACCUUACUUCCUGCUGCUAUUAUGUUAACUGUGAUUUAAUAUUUAUUACAUAGCCAGUUGAGUGUUAUAAUGUUUAUUACAACACUGAAAUCGGUUUUAUAAUGAAUUUUUUUGAAGUUAAAACUUAAUAUCUAAUGCAUGUUAGGGUGAAGUCACUCGAAUCGAGGCUUCAGGGACCGCAAUCAUUUAGAGCAAAGUUUACCAAAAGUUUUACAUAAUUACCAUUGAUGUACUCUAAAGAACUAGACUCACAAACGCAUAAUGUCCGAGCGGUGUUGUAAAUACGUAUAAAUUAACUUAUACAGAUAACAUUCAAAUAUUCAUUCAAAUUAACACGCUAUUUCGUGGCAAUAAUGUUUAAAGUCUAUUGUAUACAAUCAUUAGAAGCUCGCACGCGAAUACUAGACAAGAAUUAUUUGUUUUAGAUUGUUUAAUCAUCAUCAAUCAAUCAUGUCAAGUUAGUUAAAAUAUUUUGUGAAAUUUAAGGGGCAUUUACCUGAAAUACGAAACUCCAUCCAUUUUAAAUUUGGAUAUGCUGUUAAUUGGACAGUUUAUCAAUGAACACUUUGUCAUUGCGUGGGGUUAUAUUCAAAGCGCGGUCGAAACACAACUGAAUGAAAGCUCUGCCGAAUAUACGUGUGAAAUGUGAGCCUAGUUGUCUAUUGUAUGUAAAUGUCAUCUCCUCACUUUUAGUAUUAAAAAAAUUUUAGUAUGACAUCUGAAUAAAUAACUAUUUUUAUCAUGACUUGCCGUUGUUUGAGGUCUUUAGUUCGUGUAGUUCAAAAUUUAUAAAACAGAGGGCGCCAUGCUACGACACAUACGUCAGCUUGCUAAUAUUUUAGAAUUUUAAAGUUUAACCCCUUUAUUGAUAAUAGUCUGCUAACUUAAAGCAUUGCUAAUUCUCACUCUGUCUUCUUCUAUUGACCUCAGUCAGAAUUAGAAAAACACUCCUUAGCGGCUGUUUAAAGUUAGCGGACCAUUAUGAAUAAGGGGGUAUGAAUUUAAACUGUACUAUACAUAUAUUGAAAAAAUAUAACAUCUUAAAUCUUUAAAAAUUUGCUAGUACCUAUUUUAAACGUGUGCUUUAGUUCCUAGAUAUUGCGUAAUAAAUACGAUUUCUACAAAACCAAUAGCUUAAUCUUGAAACGCCCAAGAACGUAUAAAUUGAUUUUAUUGUUAGUGUUAUAGUAGAAUACGUAAUAAGAUAAAAUAUAUGUGUGAUUUAGUUAUGGUUGUGUAUAUUAAGCAAUAAUUGCCAAUUUAGCAAUAAUUUAUAUUUAUUUAUGUUUUUAACUAAAUAUAAGUCAAUCGCAAUUAAUCACCUAACCGACUUUUUAUAAUUAUUGUUGGUUUGAGUGAAACUUACGAAAAUUAUUUUAUGAUGUCUGCAACUUACUAUAAAAAUAAUAGUAGUGUAGUAUUUAUUAAUGUUAUAUUUAUAUAUAAGUACAUUAAAUCUUUCAAACAUUUAAAUUAAAUACUUUUUACAUGAAUGAUUUGGCAAUGAUUAGAUUAUUUUUCAUUGAUUUUCCAUCAUAAUGUGUCCACGGCGACAGUUCACAGAGUCAGUUGCGCGUUUUAAUCUUACUUACAAUAUUCUAGGGUAUAUACGAUUUGACAGCCAUUCCAUGACCAAUUAUAUUUGUCAAUGUGUGCGUUAGGUGGUUUAAUAUUCAAACUAUUAGGAGCGAAUCCCAAACGUGGCUGACUGUUUACGACUAGCCAAUAAAAAUCGGUGACAGCAUAGGUUCGCUUUCCUUUUUUAUCUUGCUGUAUCUUCUUUAGAGAUUUAUUGAAUUAGGCGUUACUUUGCGGAAAUCCAUAAUUAUACAAAUGAUUUAAGUUUUCUUUAGUGUUAAUUCCGCCAAUAUUUGUUUUAAAAACAAUUCGACACGUGUUUCGCCUCUACACGAGGCAUCCUCAGGACGUGUUGUCUCGCCAAAAUUGAGUCUCGUGCCAGAUUUUUUUCGUGUUUUAAAAACAAAUAUUGGCGGAAUUAACACUAAAGAAAACUUAAAUCAUUUGUAUUCUUUAGAGAUGUUCUUCUCUCUUGCAAGUUUGUUUUUUUUUAUUUGAAAAUAAGGAAAGAGACGGGCAGGUCGUUCAGCUGAUGGUAAUUGAUACUAAUUCUAAUUGAUGAUACCCAUUACAAUGCAGUGCCGCUCAGGAUUCUUGAAAAAACCACAAAAAUUCGAAGCGGCACUGCAACAGCUGCGCUCGUCACCUUGAGAUAAAAGAUGUUAAGCCUCAUUUGCCCAGUCAUUUCACUAGCUACGGCGCCCUUCACACCGAAAUACAGUAAUGCUUACACAUUACUGCUUCACGGCAGAAAUAGAGGCCGUUGUGGUAUGACGGUGUUUGUCUAUACGCUAGUAUAUUGUAAGUGUAUGAUUUUAAUUCAUUAAAAGGAAUUUCAUUUUAAUUUUGUUUUAGAUUCUAUAGAGCACUUCUUUAUCCACAUCGUGGCUUAUGUAAGCAGAGAUUAUGAAAGAUCAACUCUCCUUGAUUGAGCAAAAAGCAAGCGACAGUAAUGAAUUAUUAAUUUAUAAGUUCAUCAUUUAUUAAACCUGUCUAGUAUAUGUUGGCGAUUGACAAAAAAUUUAACCAAUGAUUCACUGUAACUAAUCAUAGGCAUUUUAUUUGUUUAACGCGAGUGUUAAAUAAAACACUAUUUAAGGAUUAAAACGCGUGUAAUUGUAACUGUUUUUUGACAUUAAAUUUUGCGUACAAAAUUUGUUUUUAUUUUAGUUACCCCGGCAGUCACACUGAAAACGUGAUCUGGAAAGAUCUCGAGACGUCGAGUUAACUAAAAUAAUAAUAAAAAUGUAACGUUUACGCAAAAUUUUAUGUUUAAAUACACAGUUACAAUUACACGCGUUUGAAUACAUUCGUUUGUUAACAUCUCUAUUUUUUGUUAAAAAAAAUAAACUCCAAAAUUUAAGUACAUUUUUAUACAAGUACCUUAUAUUUUUAACUCCAAUGUAGUUUUAAAACAAACUGCCUAAAAAUUGACAUGUCAAAUGCGCAAAAAAUGGCGUCACUAUUCAAAUAUUUGAAUUACUUAGGUUAUUGCUCUUUUUGAAAAAAAAAAAUUCUCGCUCAAAAUAAACUUAAUUCAUUAAAACUAUUGAUGGUUUAUUUGUAAUUAUUAACAAGAAUAUUACACUAUUAUUUGAAUGACAUACAUACACCCUAUUGUUUAAAAAAUUUAAGUCUCCAUAGUUUUAUUCUAAGUAGAUUUUAUCAAGGAAAUAACACGUCGAACGACAGCAGCGCCCCCGCUGAAGUGCCAACUUACACUUGACACGCUUACCGACUCUGAGUCGCACAACGAGUAUAUUAAUUAUUACAAAAAACUCUUUAGGCAAUGUCAGUUUUUAUAGUGAUUUGGACACACAGCUCAGUGUACCUCUACCUUACUUUUCCACGUUUAAUUGUUAAAAUUUCGAUUUUAAUACAUUCAAAUUCUUUUGUUUCUUGUUGCGUCACUACGGUUUGCAGUAUAAUUAUCGUUCGGUACAUGUCGUGAUAUUUUCGAACUGUUUUGUUUUCAUUGUUACGUUUUGACUUUUGCUAUUAAUAGUUAUUCUUGUAGUGUCUGUUGUUCUGUGUUGCUAUAAUAAUUCUGUCAGAAAAAUAAAUUCUCUUUGUAAGUAACCUAGAUGCUUUCAUUGAUUUUUCAUAAUUAUAGUAAUAAUAAUAAUCAUUAUCGCAACACAACACUUUAUAUCUAUCAAUAAUACAGAAAAAAAUAAUCUUAGUUUAUUUAUUAAUAAUAUUAAUAUAUUAUUUAGUGAUGCUUGUUUUGCACACCGUAACAAAGCAACGAUGUGACGUCAUCGACCAGAGAUAAUGUAACCAGGUCAUAAUCCAGUCGUCAGGCUAUGAUAGUAUUGCAUCAAAGGACCCAGUGUGGAGGAUUUAUUUGUUAUUAAAUGCCUUCGAAAUCUCAAUGAUGUCAUUUAUUGAUAGAUCUCAAAAGAAAGAAUCUUUGUUUAUUUAUUGUGCGUUUGAAACAGUUUUUUAUCGGCGUACGAAAUGUUUCUUGUGUUGUCAAUGUAUAUGCCACAUAUUUUAUCGUCGGACGUCAAAAUUUGUACUUUAUUGUAUCACAGAAAAAUUGUCUUUAUUUGUCUCUGUCUACUAUAUUAUAUACCACUGGGCUGGCGGCUGUCAAAGUGCUUUUGUGACUGGUUGAUAUUCGCCAUUUUGGCGCUGUAGCAGCAGCGAGAGUCUGCGGAACUAAAACUAGUGAAGACAACCUCAGCAAACAUCGAUAGAUGGUGGGGAACUAUUUACAAAAAAAAAAUACUUUAUUUUAUUUACAAAAAUACUUCAGAGUAUUGUGCGCUUUUUGCACAUUUGUAUUAUACGUCAGAAGUACUUUGGACGCUCGCGAGUGUCGCUUCAAAUAGGCCCAAAAAUUUGCUGUCUAACAUAAUAUGGAACAACCUGUCUAGUGGUAUUUAUACAGGUCAGCUUGUGCAGAUUAGCAUUCGAGUGAAAUUAGAAAAAAUUUUUUUUUUGGUGAAAACUGAAACUUACAAUUUAAAUUUCUUAAAAUUACUGUAACACAAUAUAGUAAAUAAACACUGAACGUGGCAUGUGACGUCAUCCAAUACCCGCUAAAUAUGGCGACAGUCAACUGGUCCGAUUUUAUUUAAAAAUUAAUUUGAACAUUGCCAAGAGCUUAAAUAAUUUAUACGUCUAGAAAGAGUUUCUUUCUGUUAGACAACCGAUGAAAACAGCCUGAUUUAAUACUUUAGUGUGCGUGGCAAGCUACGUCUUACACUCGCGAUUUGAGUGUCACUUUGUGUUAGUGUGCGUGCAUUGCAUUUUCAAAGUUGAUCUAACGCCAAGAGUAUUUAUAUAUAUUUAUUUAUGGUUUUUAAGUCUAAUUUUAGCAUUAGAAUAAAUUAUUUUAAAUGACAGUACACUACGUAUCUGUAAUACGCAAUAAAAAUUGGAUUGUUUUAAAUAACAACUCGUAAAUAGAAAGUACUUGGCUUAAAUCCAAGAGCUGAAAAUAAAUCACUUAUAAAAUUCGUCGGUCGUGUUAAUAAUGUUAGACUAAGAUUAGUGAAACUAUCAACUGAGAAUGAAGGUGUGUAGUUGAUGUUCUGUGAUAAUAACUAUUGUGCCUUAGUUUUAUAUUUGUAUUGUAUAUACACUUCUCAAUACAUUACAAUAAUGGCUUAAGGCGAAGAGUAAGCAGAAAACACGCAAACAUGAUGUUUUUAGACAAGUUUUGUGGUGAAAAUAUAGCAUUUCGAGUUAUGAACACUAUUUAAUCCUGUUACACAUAUCCUUAAGUCUUAUUUGUAGGUUGCUAAUGCUUGCUGUUGGUAAUAGUAAACACUGCCGAGCCUUUUCGAACUACCACUUUUCUUUGAAGUUAAACAAGUUUUUUGGCAUGGCGUGACGCAUUUUUUUGGUACUUCUCUCAGAACAGUUAUUCUUAUAGCUUGUUCUUUUUUGUGUAGGUUCAUUUAUUCAGAUUAGUAGUGAAUAACGAGGAUUGUAAGCAUAUAAACUGUUUUCCACGCAAGAUUUUUGAAAAUAUUGGCUUUGUUACAUAGACGGUGGGCCGGCACCUGUGAACUCAUAUCGCUCAAGGUCGCUGGCAUUUAGUGUCGCCUUAAGUAUGACUCGGAAACGCACAAGAUGGCGCCCAACAAUCGUAUGACGUAUAAUAACACCAUACGCGUUAUUUAAAAAAAAAUAUCGAAGUGAAAUAUUAUCUUAUUCUCUCAACAAUAGAAUUGCAAUUGAUUUGUGUGUGUCUGUAUAUUCGAUUUUUAGGUGACGAUCACGUAUAACGUGACGACCCUGAUAACAUGGCACUGCGUCCGUCAGUAUGGUACUUGAGGGAAUGUCUCGUAUGCCUGUAAUAUUAUAAAUGUAAUGAGAAGUGUAUAUUAAUAUUAUGUCUGCUUCGUAGAUAAUUAAUGAGUGUGAUGGACGUCGUAUUUAUACAAAUUAUGUUUCUACGGUCGUGUCAAUAAAGCUAUUUUAAUUGAAAA